AUGGAGCUUCCGAUGGUCAAAGAGAAUUCCAGCGAGCUGAGGCAGAUUGCGGACGGCGCGUCCAAGCACAUGCGUGCCCUACAAGCGCUCCAGCGUCCGACGUCUCACUGGGACGAUAUUCUCAUAUUCAUUUUAAGCGCUAAACUCGACACAACCACUUUGCGAGAGUGGCAGUCUUCUUUAGACGGCACGGAGCUCCCGACUCUGAAGCAAUUCCUCGAGUUUAUAACACGCCGUUGUCAGAUUCUAGAAGCGACAGGCAGGUCUCUCGCUGUUUCUGCCAAAGGUAAUAAUUCGCGAAAUUCAUCACAGGCAAAGCGCCAGUCGGCAUGUGCAGCAACAAUUGGCUACAAAUGCACUUUUUGUCAAGGUGAUCACUCAAUUUAUAAAUGCAAGGAUUUUUUAGCUCUUUCAGUGCCUCGUAGAAGAUCGGAGAUUUGCGAACGUAAAGUUUGCAUUAAUUGCUUACGUUCUACAACACAUGUAGCUAGCAAAUGUCCUUCGGGUCAUUGUAAACAUUGCAAGGCAAAGCAUAAUACAUUGCUGCACAUGGCGACCGCCGCAACCUCGCAAGAUCAAGACAAGGAAAAUUGCGCGGAGCCGAUAUCAGUAACGUCUCAAGCUGCCUUAGCCUUGCACGCAUCUAGUCGUCGGGACGAUAAUCAUACUAUACUUUCGACUGCUAUUGUAUACGUUCAUGAUAACCACGGAAAGCAAAUCGAGUGCCGUGCAUUGUUAGAUUGCGGUUCACAAGCCAAUUUUGUUUCUAGAGGAUUCGUGACCAAGCUCGGCUUAAAGCCAAGGUCGACGAACGUAGUUAUCUCAGGGGUAGAUGGCGCAACCAUCAAGUCUAAUCAAAGCGUCCGUUUAAGGAUACAAUCUCGCUUAAAUUCAUAUUCGACAGAUAUCGAGUGUAUUAUGACCGAGCAAGUGACAAGUGCACUUCCGGCGUUCGAUCGCAACAUCUUUGACAUACCUCGCAACUUAGAGUUAGCUGACCCGCAUUUCUACGAAUCUUCUAAGGUCGAUUUAUUACUAGGUGUUGAUAUAUUCUGGGACCUAUUGUGCGUGGGACAAGUACAAUCCUCACCUAAACACCCAACGCUACAAAAAACGUGCUUAGGGUGGAUUUUAGCCGGUCAAAUCGAUUUUUCAAGGGGAGAUCCUAAGAAAAAUCAGGACGGUAGAUUUGUGGUAAAGCUUCCCAUCAAAGAGCAUAUAAUCGGCGAAUUGGGUAGUUCAAGAGAUAUCGCGUUUAAGCGUCUGCGAAAUAUUGAAAGGCGUUUUGAGCGCGAUCCUAGUCUGAAGCUACAAUAUACAGAAUUUAUGAACGAGUAUCUGGUUUCAAGACAUACGAAGGUGGCGAACGAGCAACUCGAGGAAGACUUCUACUUGCCGCAUCAUUGCGUUUUCAAGGGCUCUGAUCGGUCUUCUAAAAUCCGUGUAGUCUUCGACGCGUCGUGCAAGGUCACGUACGGUACUUCUUCCGCCUCUUAUUUGGCGACGAGAUGCCUCACAUAUUUGGCGGAGCUGCACGAGUCGACAUACCCAGUAGGAUCGAAAUGCGUCAAACAGGAUUUUUACAUGGACGAUAUGCUCACAGGAGCAGACACAAUUGCUGACGCCGAGGUUAUAAUACAGGAGGUUACACAACUAUUACUAUUAGGACGUUUCGAACUUAGUAAAUGGGCGUCAAAUUGCCCACAGCUGCUUACCAACGUAGGUGGUCAGAGGAUUAAUUCAACUAUCAUCAGUAGCGGCGCGCAUCCGCAUGUUUUAGGAGUUUUGUGGAACCAAGCUGAAGACAAGUUAGGGUUCUCGUACGAAACUGACGUAAAUCAUCACGCGGUAUCUAAGCGCUUAAUAUUGUCAGAUUCCGCUCGAUUGUUUGAUCCCUUAGGCUGUUCUUGGGAUGAAUCCGUACCGCAAGCUAUACAAUCACGAUGGCUCAGAUUCAAGUCACAGUUACCGGGAUUAAACGAUUUCCAGAUUCCUCGAUGCGUUAAGUUUGCGUCGGAUCAUCGACUCGUUCAAGUACACGGGUUUUGUGAUGCCAACCAGCGUGCCUAUGGGGCGUGCAUAUACAUUCGAAUAGAGGGCAUCAAUGAAUAUCGCUUGGAACUCCUUUGCUCGAAAUCUCGCAUCGCACCUCUCAAGACUAUAUCUCUUCCAAGGCUGGAAUUAUCCGCGGCGUUGUUAUUAGCUCAACUAUUAGAAAAGGUUAGAAACGCGUUUGACUUAUCGCGCAACGCUAUCUUCCUCUGGUCGGACUCGACGAUAGCCUUAAAUUGGUUGACAUCACCUUCUCGAAAGUGGUCGACCUUUGUGGCCAACCGAGUCGGCGAGAUACAAAGCCUGACAAAAACAGAAUGUUGGGGUCACAUUUCAUCCGCUGAUAACCCCGCGGACGUGUUGUCGCGCGGUACCGAUCCUUACGAAUUAAUGAACUCUUCAAUGUGGUGGCAAGGCCCGGCCUUCUCACGAUCUCCUCAGGAUCAGUGGCCUAGCGGAAAAUUCACUCAACUCAAAGACGACAUUCCGGAGGCGCGGGUAACCUCGGCGGUCGCGGUUUCCCUGGAACGCUCUGUAGUUGAUGAUUUAACGGACAAAUUUUCUAAUCUGAACAAACUCUGUCGCAUUCUAGCCUAUUGUUUCAGGGUCCGUAAAACACAUCGUCCGAGUCCGCCAACUAGCUUUGUCUCACGUAAUGAAAUUUCGCACGCCCUGAAUGCGGCAUGUAGGGUAGUACAAAGAACCUCGUUUUCUGAGGAAUACAAGGCAUUAAGCAAGGGCAAACCCAUUAGCACAUCUAAUAAAUUACUCUCGCUAUCGCCCUUUAUAGAUGAGAUUGGGCUAAUUCGCGUGGGGGGUAGGUUAAAGAAUUCCGAUCUACUUGAAGCACGACACCCGAUAUUGCUACCUCGCGAACACAAUUUAACAAAACGUGUGAUAAAUCAUGAACAUGUGCGUAACAUGCAUGCCGGCGCGCAAGCUACCAUGACCGCCGUCAGGCAACGCUUUCGGCCCCUUUCGUUGCGGUCAAGUACACGUAAGAUUCUGCAAAGCUGCAUAACAUGCUUCAGAGUCAAACCAAUUCGAUCAGAAGCAAUGAUGGGUUCCUUGCCGGCCAGCCGUGUCACGAUGUCGAGACCAUUUUCGCACUGUGGUGUGGACUACGCUGGUCCGAUUAUAAUAAAAGAGGGCAAACGACGAAAUGCCCGUAAGACAUACAUCUCUAUCUUUGUGUGCUUUGCCACCAAGGCUGUCCAUAUCGAGCUGGUGAGCGAUCUCACUUCGGACGCGUUUCUUGGUGCGCUUCGGCGUUUUAUCUCCCGAAGAGGUAAGCCAACAUGUAUGUAUUCUGACAAUGGAUCUACUUUUACAGGAGCUCAUAACCAGAUCAAAGAGAUUCGAGACUUCCUCAACUCUCAGCAAGUGCAGGCAGACGUAAGACAAUUCCUUUGCGAGCAAGAAACUACAUGGAGCUUCAUUCCACCUAACGCGCCUCACUUCGGAGGAUUGUGGGAAGCGGCUGUGAAAGCGGCCAAGUAUCACAUGUCGCGUAUCGUUGGCAGGGCCCAUUUAACAUUUGAAGAACUGCAGACAGUACUUGCUGAGAUUGAAGCAAUCUUGAAUUCACGUCCGCUUACGCAAAUAAGUAGCGACGCCAACGACUUUUCUUGUCUCACUCCAGGGCAUUUUCUGGUCGGAACGGCUAUGAAUAGCCUCCCUUGCCGAGAUUUAGGCGACGUGAACGAGAAUUGA
Cyphomyrmex costatus is the source of this 3765-nucleotide messenger RNA. RefSeq lists its product as uncharacterized. Gene Ontology annotation, molecular function: nucleic acid binding. Gene Ontology annotation, biological process: DNA integration. Bases 1 to 3765 code for a protein of 1254 amino acids. The transcript has 4 exons. Lineage: Eukaryota; Metazoa; Arthropoda; Insecta; Hymenoptera; Formicidae. The record is from RefSeq and is a predicted model, not a curated record.